Molecule: messenger RNA, 3232 nt
Organism: Trichomycterus rosablanca
Lineage: Eukaryota; Metazoa; Chordata; Actinopteri; Siluriformes; Trichomycteridae
Product: RAS guanyl-releasing protein 2-like
Exons: 17
Coding region: 291-2090 (599 amino acids)
Biological process (GO): Ras protein signal transduction; positive regulation of GTPase activity
Cellular component (GO): plasma membrane
Molecular function (GO): calcium ion binding; guanyl-nucleotide exchange factor activity
Source: RefSeq, a predicted model, not a curated record
ACCAGUCGGCAGUGUAGUGACGAAGAGAGAGUUAAAGAGAACAGAAACACAUUGAUUACCAGUCAGUACUCAACGUUCACCCGAACCACACCGGGAACUGACAUGGUCCCUGCUACUGAGGACAUGUGGAGCACUGGAGUGAUGUUCUGAUCGCAAAGUCUUUAGUGGAAGAGAUUCCUGUAUUGUAACUGGCUUCUGCAAAGUUUGGAGGAAGCUGAGAAGUGGUGGGUGAAAAAGAAAGAGCUAGAGUGGUGGAGGUCGUGAGGGUGAUAAAGCGAUCAAAUACAGAGAUGGGGACACUAACAGCUGAGUCAGCUACGGUGGAUGAACUGGUGGACGCCUGCAUUAAUGCUUUCGAUGACACAGGGAAGUUAAAGGACUUACCAUUGGUGCGGAUGUUUCUCAUGAUGCACCCCUGGUACCUUCCGUCCACAGAUCUUGCCAAGAAACUCCUGUUCAAGUCUCAGGAGGAAAGCUGCACUGCUGAGCUCAGGAGUCAAAUCUGUUACCUUGUCAAGUUUUGGAUCUCAGAGUUUCCAGCUGAGUUUAAUCUUAAUCCCGCUUUAGCUGAACAGAUCAGGUAUUUGAGGGAUCAGGUCAAUACAGAGGGUAACGAGAGAGAGAGCCAACUCAUCGAUGUAGAGAGUGUGCCCUCAUAUAAGUGGAAGCGCCAGGUGACCCAGCGUGUUCCUUCAACAUCAAAGAAGAGGAAGAUGUCACUUCUUUUUGAACAUCUGGAUGCACUUGAACUUGCUGAACAUCUCACCUACCUGGAGUACAAGUCAUUCUGCAAGAUACUGUUUCAGGAUUACCACAGUUUUGUGAGGCAUGGUUGUACAGUGGAUAAUCCAAUUCUGGAGAGGUUCAUUACGCUUUUCAACAGCAUAUCCCAGUGGAUCCAGCUCAUGGUGCUGAGCAAACCCACCGCCCAGCAGCGUGCUGCUGUCAUUAGUCACUUUGUAAAAGUUGCACAGAAACUGUUGCAGCUACAAAACUUUAACACUCUAAUGGCGGUGGUUGGAGGUCUAAGUAACAGCUCCAUCUCCAGACUCAAAGAUACACAAGCCCAGAUCAGCAAUGACACCAACAAGACUUUUAACAUACUAUUAGAUCUGGUAACAUCAUGUGGGAACUACAGUCAGUACAGGCGACGCUUCUCAGAGUGCUCAGGGUUCCGGUUUCCGAUCUUGGGUGUUCACCUGAAGGAUCUGAUUGCAGUGCAUGUGGCACUGCCUGACUGGACAGAUGAAGAGAAAACUCACGUUAACCUCACCAAGACCCAGCAGCUCUACUCCAUCCUGCACGAACUGGCACUGGUUCAGACCACGCCACCCAACAUAGAUGGCAACAAUGACCUACUCAACCUUCUAACAGUAUCACUGGAUCAGUAUCAUACAGAAGAUGAAAUAUACCAGCUCUCUCUACAAAGGGAACCUCGAAGUUCCAAGCCAGCUAACUCAAACCCCACCCCUAACCUUGCGACUAAGCGACCGUCGAUGGUUGACGAGUGGGCAGCGUCAGUGAAGCCCAAAGCGGAUCCUGCCAUCAUCACCAAACACAUCGAGAAGAUGGUUGAAUCCGUCUUUAAGAAUUUUGACACGAAUGGGGACGGCUAUAUUUCCCGUGAGGAGUUUGAGAGCAUCCAGAAUAAUUUUCCAUAUCUCAGCAAGUUCGGAGAGCUUGAUGCAAACCAGGAUGGGAAGAUCAGCAGGGAAGAGAUGAUAGAUUAUUUUAUGAAGGCCAGCUCUCUGCUGAACUGUAAGAUGGGCUUUAUUCACACGUUUACAGAGACCACUUAUGUCAAGCCCACUUUCUGUGAACACUGCGCCGGCUUUAUAUGGGGGUUUUAUAAGCAAGGAUACAAGUGUAAAGUAUGUGGUGUGAACUGUCAUAAAGCGUGUCGAGCUCGGCUGGUGGUGGAAUGUCGCAAGAGGACGAAGAGCAUCAGUUAUGAGACUCCUCCCGCCCUUCAAGCUCGAUCUCACAGCUUUCCUCCUCCAUCUAAUGCACACACCAAUCUUCAGGAUACAGUGAUCGCAGAAGAGGAUGCAGAAGCCGUGGGAGAGAGCAUGUAUGACGUUCAUCUAUAAUCUAGGUACAAGACCUUUCCAAAAUUUAUUUGCAGCAUGAUGUCACAUAAACAAGCUUGAGCAACCAGGGAAAGCCACAGAUUGGACUGGAUGCUUGGUUUGUGCACUAGUCUCGAAGGCUAUUUGUGGCUGCCUUGUGGAGGAUGUAUAGGAAACACAACAGAAUUAAAUACACAAGCUUUCGACGAGACUACGAAUGCAGUUCGACUACAAGGACCAAACUGGCUUGUUCAGCAGCUUUGAGAAUAAAAUUAUGUCAGCAUGCUUCCAUCUUGUGGACGAAACCAGCAAGUGUCCUGCACAGCUGCCACUUCUUCCUCAUCUUCAAUGUGAUAGUAGGAUUUUUUAUAUAUGCAUUACCUAGCUGUCAUUGCAAAAAUGGGUUCCUGGUUAUAUUAAGGUAAAAAGAAAUAUAGCUGAAAUAAUAUAUUGGGAGACAGAACAUUGAAUAUUCCUACAAAGAAAAACAUUGUUUAUCUGUACUGUACAUCUGGUUACUAUAAUCUAAAGGUGCUAAGAUGUCUACAGAUCAGUAAGAAGCACUUGUAUUUCCUCUCUUAAGUUGUUUACUAUUUUAAAAGCUAGAUAAUAUACGUUUAUACAAUAUAUUAUGUAUUUUAAAGCAGUCUGUGUAAAAAAACAAUACAUCACAAAAACACACAUGCUAAUGAAUGAAAUCCUGGCAUGCUAUUUUUUUGUAAAUUCAUAUUUCAUGUUUAAGUCUAGUUCACAAAUAUGACAAACAAAAGAAAAAAAAAGGAGAAAAGAAAGAUGUACAUUAUCAUAACAAUAUAAGUCUGAGUGAUGUUGAAGAAUAUUUUUUAUCUUGGUAGUUUUUAUAACAAAUGUUAUAACAUAUAUAAAAUCCCAGUUAUCAGAACCUCACCAAUAACUGAGCGAUGAAUGUAGACAAUCCAGAUGAUAUUAUCAUAAACAUUUUUUAAAUGUUAAGGGUGUUGUAUUUUGGUUGUGCCGUAUGUCCUUGUGUAACCCAAGUGCACUAAAAUGUUUUUGCCAAAUUAUGCUAAUCUUGGUAUAUAAUCUAAUGUUUAAUGGUGUAAUUGUUACAGUGUAAUAAUUUAUUGUGCUUGUAUCACAUUGUCUUUUAAUAGACUAACGGUAAAAAUGAAGUAUAAAUGUAA